CUGUUUUCCAACUGUCGUGAGCAGGCUGGGAGCAGGGCACUCGGGUAGUGUCCUGGGUGGCCGCGGGGGAGGAGGGGGACAGGAACCAGCGGCCUUGCAGCAAAAGGACGUGAACGGCACAGCAGGCAGGAAAAGGCCCCCAGAACAGCCAGCAUGCCCGCCACGGGAGGGGACCCCAAGGGAGAGGAUUAUUCCACAGCCAUCCUGCGCCAGAAGCAUCGUCCCAAUCGCCUCAUUGUGGAUGAAGCUGCCAAUGAAGACAAUAGCAUUGUGAGCCUGUCUCAGGCCAAGAUGGAGGAACUGCACUUGUUCCGGGGAGACACCGUGUUGCUGAAGGGGAAGAAACGCCGGGAGACUGUGUGCAUCGUCCUCACUGAUGACACCUGCCAGAAUGAGAAGAUCCGCAUGAACCGUGUCACCCGCAACAACCUCCGUGUACGUCUGGGAGACGUAGUCAGUGUGCAGGCCUGUCCAGAUGUGAAGUAUGGAAAGCGGAUCCACGUACUGCCCAUCGAUGACACCAUCACAGGCUUGACUGGGAAUCUCUUUGAAGUGUACCUCAAACCCUACUUCCUUGAGGCCUAUCGACCUGUACAUAAAGGUGACAUUUUUCUUGUGCGAGGUGGAAUGAGGGCUGUGGAGUUCAAGGUUGUUGAGGUGGAUCCCAGUCCCCACUGCAUUGUCGCCCCCGACACCAUCAUCCAUUGUGAGGGGGAGCCCAUCAAGCGAGAGGAUGAAGAGGAGAGCCUCAAUGACGUGGGCUAUGAUGACAUUGGGGGCUGCCGUAAACAACUAGCUCAGAUCAAGGAGAUGGUAGAGCUGCCACUGAGACACCCAGCGCUCUUCAAAGCUAUUGGCGUGAAGCCUCCACGAGGGAUUCUCCUUUAUGGUCCCCCUGGCACUGGGAAAACGCUUGUGGCCCGUGCUGUUGCAAAUGAAACUGGAGCCUUCUUCUUCCUUAUCAAUGGCCCAGAGAUCAUGAGCAAACUGGCUGGGGAAUCAGAGAGCAACUUGCGCAAAGCCUUUGAAGAGGCAGAGAAGAAUGCACCAGCCAUUAUCUUUAUUGACGAGCUGGAUGCCAUUGCUCCUAAGAGGGAGAAGACACACGGGGAAGUUGAACGCCGCAUUGUCUCCCAGCUGCUCACACUGAUGGAUGGCCUGAAGCAGCGCUCACAUGUGAUAGUCAUGGCUGCUACUAAUCGACCCAACAGCAUUGAUCCUGCCCUGCGUCGGUUUGGGCGCUUUGAUCGAGAAAUUGACAUUGGGAUCCCAGAUUCUGUGGGAAGGCUGGAAAUCCUGCAGAUACACACCAAGAACAUGAAACUGGCUGAUGAUGUGGACCUGGAGAGGGUGGCCAACGAGACACAUGGGCAUGUGGGUGCUGAUCUGGCAGCAUUGUGUUCUGAGGCAGCACUACAAGCAAUCCGCAAGAAGAUGAGCGUCAUCGACCUGGAGGAUGACACAAUCGACGCUGACAUCCUCAAUUCAAUGGCUGUCACUAUGGAUGACUUCCAGUGGGCCCUUGGCCAGAGUAACCCCUCAGCACUUCGUGAAACAGUAGUGGAGGUUCCACAGGUUUCCUGGGAUGAUAUUGGAGGCCUGCAGGAAGUCAAGCGUGAGCUACAGGAACUAGUGCAGUUCCCAGUUGAGUACCCCGACAAGUUCCUGAAGUUUGGAAUGACACCGUCACGAGGAGUGCUCUUCUAUGGCCCACCUGGCUGUGGAAAGACCCUGCUGGCUAAGGCCAUUGCUAAUGAGUGCCAGGCCAACUUUGUCUCCAUCAAAGGUCCUGAGUUGCUCACCAUGUGGUUUGGAGAGAGCGAGGCCAAUGUCCGUGAUGUUUUUGACAAGGCCCGGCAGGCUGCUCCCUGCAUCCUAUUUUUUGAUGAGCUGGACUCCAUUGCCAAAGCCCGGGGUGGUGGUGCAGGAGAUGGUGGAGGUGCAGCUGACCGUGUCAUCAACCAAAUACUCACAGAGAUGGAUGGCAUGACCAACAAGAAGACUGUUUUCAUCAUAGGUGCCACCAACAGGCCAGACAUCAUUGACCCAGCCAUCCUUCGUCCAGGGCGUCUGGAUCAGCUCAUCUACAUCCCAUUGCCUGAUGAGAAGUCUCGUGUAGCUAUCCUCCAAGCCAACUUGCGAAAGUCACCUGUCGCCAAGGAUGUGGACUUGAAUUAUUUGGCUAAGAUAACACAUGGCUUCUCAGGUGCUGACCUCACUGAAAUAUGUCAACGUGCCUGCAAACUUGCCAUCCGUGAGGCCAUUGAGAUGGAAAUCAAGGCAGAACGGGAACGCCAGCAUCAUAAAUAUGCUGCCAUGGAUGAUGAUUAUGACCCAGUGCCAGAGAUCAGACGUGAUCACUUUGAGGAAGCAAUGCGCUUUGCACGCCGCUCUGUCAGUGAUAAUGACAUACGCAAGUAUGAGAUGUUUGCCCAAACAUUACAGCAAAGCCGUGGCUUUGGUAACUUCAGGUUUCCAUCUGGAAAGCAGAGCAGCGGUGGAGGAGGAGGGAGCAGCGGGAACACCAGUGGCCAAGGAAGCCUCUUCCAGGAGGAGGGUGAUGAUGAUCUGUACAACUGAUUGUAUAGGAAACGCCUACUUUUGCUGGUGCUCUUUGCCACGUAUUCUCAUAGUUAUUGUGCUGUUAAUGCAAGGGCUGAUGUUUGAGCCCCAGCACCUUGCCCUCAUUCUUGUAUGUGGAAUCUGAGCUCUGAGAAACAAAACACCUCAUGCCUAAUUUUGGCAUGUGAAGCCAGGUGCCUUUCAGUUAUUGUGGUUGUCUUGGCUACUACCAGGAAUCUCAUCAUAUAGCUCGCCCUUGUGCUUGUUGGACACUAAGGUAGUACCCACAGAAGUCACCAGGGGGAGCCAAAGCCUAAGCAGCUGUCAUUAGAGCUUUAAGAAUUGUCAAGCUGGAUCAGAGCUAAGGUCCAUCUAGUCCAGUACCCAACAACAACCAGCCAGAUGCCUCUCAAAAUGCAGAAGCAGGAUGUAAAGCAACCACUUGUCCCUUUAUCUCAUCUCAAACCACGCCAAGCAGAUGUCUGCUGCUUGUAGUAUUUGUAUUGAUAGCUUCCACUUUUGGAACACUGGUGACUGGAGCAUCUACGUCAUGCCAGCUCCACGUGCAAAGCAAGAAGGCCUGCCUUCUGUUGGGUCUUAUCGCACAGCAAAAUCAGCUUUUGAAGCCUGCAUUAUGCAUGAGGCCAGUGGACUCCAAUUUGUGAUACCAUUUGACAGAUUUCUGGGUGUCUAAUAAACUGAAAGUGCAUGUCUGUUACUGAAUUUUAUAAAA
Rhineura floridana is the source of this 3295-nucleotide messenger RNA. Its product is annotated as transitional endoplasmic reticulum ATPase-like. The record is from RefSeq and is a predicted model, not a curated record. Gene Ontology annotation, biological process: retrograde protein transport, ER to cytosol; mitotic spindle disassembly; autophagosome maturation. Gene Ontology annotation, cellular component: VCP-NPL4-UFD1 AAA ATPase complex; nucleus; cytosol. Bases 154 to 2580 code for a protein of 808 amino acids. Gene Ontology annotation, molecular function: polyubiquitin modification-dependent protein binding; ATP binding; ATP hydrolysis activity. The transcript has 18 exons. NCBI's taxonomy places the organism in Eukaryota, Metazoa, Chordata, Lepidosauria, Squamata, Rhineuridae.